Messenger RNA from Mus musculus (house mouse), 3411 nucleotides. It is a transcript of the gene Zfp422, whose product is annotated as zinc finger protein 422. The record is from RefSeq and is marked reviewed. Gene Ontology annotation, cellular component: nucleoplasm; nucleus. Lineage: Eukaryota; Metazoa; Chordata; Mammalia; Rodentia; Muridae. The coding region runs from base 391 to 1104 and encodes 237 amino acids. The transcript has 2 exons.
GAGGGAGCAGGUGCACGCCGGCUAGACGGGUCCCCAGUACUGGAGCUCCAUCACCCAGCUUUACCCAGCCUCUCCCCUACUGGGGACCUCGAUCAGACAACCGGACUUGGCGGGCGUUAGACGAGGGGGCGAUGGACUCCCCAGGUCGGACAGUGAGAAAUCAGGCCCGGAGGCGGCUCCGGGGUUGGGAUGGGUAAAGGAGCUAAAGGAGCUUCGGGCCUGUGUUUACGAACCCACGAAAGGAGGUUUUAAAUCAGCUUUAUUUUAAAAAUAGGAGCACACAUAGGCUACCUAAGGGAAUUCCGAGUUGCGUCACUCUAGGAUAUGAGACCUUAGUUCAGAAGUUCAGAAGACAGUAGGAUCUCUUGCCGACACAUUUGCCUACUCACCAUGAGGUUAGGAAAGCCCAAAGGGGGUAUUUCUCGAAGCGCCAGCCAAGGAAAAGCCUAUGAGAGCAAGCGCAAGACAGCCCGCCAGCGACAGAAAUGGGGGGUGGCCAUUCGCUUCGACUCGGGCUUGAGUCGACGGAGAAGGAACGUGGACGAGAAGCCUUACAAGUGUGCUAAAUGCUCCAAGAGUUUCAGUCAGAGCUCCACGCUCUUUCAGCACAAGAAGAUCCAUACUGGGAAGAAAUCCCAUAAAUGUGCCGAUUGUGGGAAAAGUUUCUUUCAGAGUUCUAACCUCAUCCAGCACCGGCGGAUCCACACGGGGGAAAAGCCCUAUAAGUGUGACGAGUGUGGAGAGAGAUUCAAGCAGAGCUCCAAUCUCAUCCAGCACCAGAGGAUCCACACCGGCGAGAAGCCCUACUGCUGUGAUGAGUGUGGCCGGUGCUUUAGCCAGAGUUCCCACCUCAUUCAGCACCAGAGAACCCACACCGGAGAGAAGCCCUACCAGUGUGAGGAGUGUGACAAGUGCUUCAGCCAGAGCUCCCAUCUGAGGCAGCACAUGAAGGUGCACAAAGAAAAGAAGCCACAUAAGAGGGGCAAAAAUGCCAGGGUGAAAACUCACCCGGUGUCCUGGAAAAGGGGCAAAGGGAGGAAGGCGGUGGCUGGGAUCCGCCAGGUAAAGGGAGCCACUUCCGGCCUUUUUAAAAAGAAGAAGUGAAAGGUAGAGGAGAAAGCCGCUCCGAAGAGUGGAUGCUUUACAGUAGAGCACUUAGAUACCGCUCCUCCCUAGCAUGGAGACUUCAGGAGUUUCAUGACAGUGCGCUGAAACUCUGAGUCUAGCUGCCCUCAUUUCCUUUAAAAAUAAAUAAAUUUAUGUGACAUGGAGCAGAAAGAACUGAAACAAUAGUUUGGUAAGAAUUUAAUAUUCUUAGCCUCAGUUGAAAUCGCUUCCCUCCAUUUUGAUAAAAAGAAUCAUGUUUUCAUGAUCCACUGGCGUGCCAAUGAUUACUCUUAUUUUUCGGAAUUUCUGUAUACGAAAUCAUUAAAGAAAGAAGGAAUGGGUUUUCAGAUUCUAGGAUCGACUACAUUUUAUGUUUUUAAUGUUUUGUAGUUUAUUAACCAUUAGUAUCAGCAUUGACUCAGUAUUUGACAUAGUAAAAUGCAUUCAGAUUCAUAGAUUUUGGUUUUUAUUAGUGUAUAUUGUACGAAGUAAUGAGCUUCCUUUUCUCCAAUGUGUAUGAGGUAUCUGUAUGAUGUGCUUUGCUCACACCCACCGUUACCCUCGCCCACCUCCUCCUGGUUCUCCUUUUAUCCCAGAGAGUUCCCCUCCACUUAAAAUGUUGCCCCUAGCGUCUGUGAAUGACAGACAGUGUGUUUGGUUAUUUUUCUGCAUCCACUUUCCUGUGCCUACUGUAAUGUUCUCUAGUUCAAUCCAUUCUCCAAGCAACAGGACUGUGGCUUUUCUUUUUCGUCUCACAGUCUAUUGUAGUGUUUGAAGGCUUUAGCGACAACCCGCUUUUGUUUGUUUCUUUCCUUCUGCUAUGUUAGUAAAGGGUGAGAAGGUCUCCAUGUGGCUUUUCUUUUGUUUUUGUACUUUUUUGUUUCUUACCAUAUUCUUAGAGAUGUAAAGGAAUCCAAAGUGAGAAACUGCAGACCUCCUGCUCCUGACCGCACUUCUUGAGAUGCUGAUGCUGUCACUGCUCUGUCACUUGCUUUCUUGAAAUGGGAAUGGUUUGUGUUGAAUCAUGCCAGUGGCCUCACAGCGUCUACAUGAAUAAACUCUGUUACCAGGAAACCUCGACUUACUUCCGGCUGAAGAACUACAAUGUCAUAGACUGAGCUUUGAAUACCACCGACUAUCUAAAACAGAUGUUUAUCUACAAGUUACUGGCCAGCACACUGUAGCCCUGUUAGAACUUAACUUUUUUUCUUUUUUACUUUCUAGCAAUUGUUUAAGAAGACUAGCAUACAUCCUUCUUCCAAUGCCAAGCAUAUGUUCCUGAUCAGCCUUCAGUUCAUUUUUGUUUAUUGAAUGCUAAUGUUUUCUGAUUUUUAUAAUAUCAGUUCUUCCUGUAUUAAUGACAAUUAUCCUUAAAAAUAAAGAUUAAGAUAUUUUCGCAUACUACUAUCUAUUUUACUUCUGGGAAAUUGUUUGCAGUGAGUUAAAAAACUGGUCACAGCUUUCAGGAGACUUGUUCUGCUCUUUGUGAUUUUUCUCAGAUCUGAACUUUACCUCCCUCCUACAACCACCACCACCCCACCACCCACGUUUUAAUGGAGAGCCAUAGCGUGUGGCCUAUUGACAAUAGUUACAUCCAACAGAGUAUCCAAAGUGUCUUAUAAGGCUAUUGCAGACAUCUGUUAUGAAAGACUUGAUCCUUGACAUCCUGUUGUAGCCAAAUCUCUAUAGCAGGGAUGCAUCCAUGAGGCCCUAGUGAGCAUGUGUCAGUCUCUGAUUUGUGUGAGAUAGCUUCUUGGAGAGGAGGAGGGGACACAGGACUAAUCCCAUUUUCUUAAGUCCUGUGAAUUGCCCAUUCUGGUGACAACCACAGUAAGGCCUCUCUAGUAGUUUUGAUAGCUUGCACUCUUAUCUAAUAGAUCCACCUGUGUUUCUUAUUAAAAUAGAACACAUUCUUCAGGUUUUUUGUUUGUUUGUUUGUUUGGGUUUUUUUGUUUUUUUUUUUUUGUUUUUUUUGUUUUUUUUUUUUGAGACAGGGUUUCUCUGUAUAGCCCUGGCUGUCCUGGAACUCACUUUGUAGAACAAGCUGGCCUCGAACUCAGAAAUCCACCUGUCUCUGCCUCCCAAGUGCUGGGAUUAAAGGCGUGUGCCACCACCACACGGCCAUUCUUCAGGUUUUAAUGUUUGUUUUGUAUGUGUUCUGAAAACCUGGAGGCUGACAGGCAUCAAAGACACUGAUCUGUGGGAGGCUUCUAUGGUGACCAGUGUACUUUGUGUUCCAUUUUAGAAACGUCAAUAAAACUCAGAGAUCGAUCACAAGUGUAUAAAAUUAAUAAAUAUACUGUU